Molecule: messenger RNA, 1332 nt
Organism: Microthlaspi erraticum
Lineage: Eukaryota; Viridiplantae; Streptophyta; Magnoliopsida; Brassicales; Brassicaceae
Source: the annotation of a GenBank genome assembly
AUGGAUUCUCCUCCUCCUCAGCUUACAUCGUUUUCAUCUACCACAUCUUCUGCGUCCGAUGUGGUUGUUAGCCGAGGAUCUGUUCGCUGGUUUAACCGCCGGUACGGUCGGGGUUCGACUCUGACCGAUGUUUCCUUGAGGGAGAACGCUUCGACGGACGAGGUCGACUUCACCUAUUCCUGCGUCGCCGUGGUUCUGCUUCUCUGGUUCAUGGUGGCGGCGAGUAUGGUGGUUGUUAUUUACGGACCAACGAAUGUCUGGAUUGGUCCGAAUGCAUCCAUGCUUGAUAAACCAAACCCCAUUUUCGUCAACAGCGUUCAGGUGAAGCAACUGGAUGAUUCAAAAGCUGGAGGACUUCAACUGUUUGGGUUCUAUGAAGCUCCACCUCUUGAUGUCUUUGUGAAUUGGUCAGAAUUCCGCUCGGUGUCUGUCUCUCGCAAAUCUUUCAAGGGAUGGCCAUACUAUCUGAACAAAGGAUCUUCUUUGAAUAUUUCAUACAGCAUUAAACCGGAAAACCGUUGGGUUCGGCUUGUGGUUGAGGAAGCAAAGGGAGGCUUCUCCAAGUGGUUACUGAGCGAAACUGGUUCCAACGACGAAACCUUCUCACGGAGUCUGAUUAAGGGGAGUGGUAUGAUGGAAGUGAAGAUAAACACGUCUUCAGAUUAUUAUGUUGCUGUGGUUAACUCCAACAUGACGGAUGUAACGGUGAAAGUGGAUGUCAAUGUGAGUGCUGUCUUGUAUGAUACUAAAGAUUCAUUCUUCAAGUGUGCCUUCAGCGACGGCGAGUGUACAUUCAAUGCAAUGUCUUUUUCUGGGAACUCCAUUCUCUUAACCUCACCAACGCCGAGACAGGGAGCAUCCAUUGGAGAAGAAGAAGAAUGGUAUGUCAGGUUCACAUUUCAACCUAGAUGGACUGCUUAUGUAGUCGUUACAGGUCUGUUGGCUUGCUUCAUGCUGGUAUCUAUACAACUUUGGAAAAAGUUCUUUUGGCAAAAGUUCGUACUACCGUAUAUUGUAGAUGAGUUUGAUGAUUCGUGGAGUUCUCAGAGAGCACGCCUACUUGCAAACAAAGAUGACGACGACUCAUCGUGUAACGGGUCUUUAGCAGGAGAUGAUGCUGAUCUUGAUGAUUUCGUGGGUGAAGAAGGAAGUAAAAGCACCACCAGACGUAUGUGUGCCAUUUGCUUUGAUGCAGCAAGAGACUGUUUUUACCUUCCCUGUGGCCAUUGCGUCUCUUGCUAUGGAUGUGGAACAAAGGUUGUUGAAGCUAAUGGGACUUGUCCGAUAUGUCGCAAGUGGAUCAAGAAAGUGAAGCGUAUAUAUACCGUGUAA